Aspergillus puulaauensis is the source of this 723-nucleotide messenger RNA. RefSeq lists its product as uncharacterized. Bases 1 to 723 code for a protein of 240 amino acids. Gene Ontology annotation, molecular function: O-methyltransferase activity; RNA methyltransferase activity. The record is from RefSeq and is a predicted model, not a curated record. The transcript has a single exon. Lineage: Eukaryota; Fungi; Ascomycota; Eurotiomycetes; Eurotiales; Aspergillaceae.
AUGGAAGAACCAUACCAGGACCAUACCCCCCAAGAACCCUCCAGAGCAGAGCGCUUCCAUGCCACACACCUCGCCGCCCGGCACGGCAACUACCACCAGUACUACGCCAAGUUCCGGGCACCCACAGUCCCCGAUGAACGCCUUUCACUUCUCCCACCAGACGUCCUGCACAAUGCACGGGUCAUAGACCUGGGCUGCAACGCAGGGAAACUCACCCACGAGGCAAUCACGCACUGUGGCGCAGCGGCCGCCGUGGGCGUCGAUAUCGACCCGUGGCUGGUCGAGCAGGCCAAGACAGCGUACCCGGACGGGCCGUGCACGUUUGAGCACUUUGAUUUCGUGGAUGCGGCUGCGUAUAGGGGUACGGCGCUGGGGACGUUCGAUGUUGUCUUGUUGCUUUCCGUUACUAAGUGGGUUCAUUUGAAUAGUGGGGAUGAGGGGAUGUUGGCGCUGUUUAAGCGUAUACGGAGUAUUUUGAAUGAGGGGGGGUAUUUGGUUGUUGAGCCGCAGCCGAUGAGCAAUUAUGCGAGGGCUUCGAAGAGGAAUAAAGAAUUGAGAGAGACGUAUAAGAAUAUUCAGAUUAAACCGCCAUUCGAUGAGGAGUUGAAGGCGCAGGGGUUUGAGAGGAUACUUGAAUUCGAGAGGGAUGAGGAGGGCUUUGCUAGGCCUGUACAUAUUUGGAGAAAAAGUAUCAUGAGACCCCAAAUGAACCAAACGGAUUGA